GGCGGAGCGGAAGGCUGACCCGGAAGCUGAUGUGUCUCCGCCCGCAGGCUCGGAGAUGGCGGAGUGGAAGGAGGAGGUGGAUGUGCUGGUACAGCGGGUAGUAAAGGACAUCACUGGAGCUUUCCGCAGGAACCCCAAUAUAGAUGAAAUUGGGUUAAUUCCAUGUCCUGAAGCAAAGUAUAAUCGCAGCCCUAUAGUAUUGGUGGAGAACAAGUUGGGAGUGGAAAGCUGGUGUAUCAAGUUCCUGCUACCCUAUGUACAUAACAAGCUUUUGCUUUAUCGCCAGAAGAAGCUUUGGCUUAAUAGAGAUGAGCUUAUUGAUGUAACGUGCACACUACUGCUUCUGAAUCCAGAUUUUGCCACAGCCUGGAAUGUAAGGAAAGAACUGAUCCAGUCUGGAGUCUUAAACCCUAUCAAAGAUUUGCAGUUGGGAAAACUGGCAUUGACUAAGUUUCCUAAAAGUCCAGAAACAUGGAUUCACAGGAGGUGGGUUCUACAACGUCUUCUCCAGGAGCACAUUUCUCCCUCAGUCACAUCUAAAGAGGGAGCCUCUCAUACUCUUACAGAGCAGGUUCAGGGAAUUAUACAAGAAGAGAUGAAUGUCUGUGGGGAAGCUGCUGGAAGGUACCCAAGUAACUACAAUUCCUGGUCCCAUCGUAUCUGGGUUCUACAGCACCUGGGAAAGCUAAAUAUUAAGCUUCUCAUAGAUGAGUUGUCUUCCACCAAACAAUGGGUCUCCACACACGUUUCCGACCACAGUGGAUUUCAUUACCGUCAGUUCUUGCUCAAAUCUUUACUAGCUAAAGCACAAACAGACUCUGAUAAUUCAGCUGUGUCAGUGAGUCCCUGUCUUCCCAGAGAAGAAGAGGGCCCACGACUUGAUGUUCCCCUUUUGAUAGAAGAAGAGAUGGAGUUGAGCAGAGAUCUAAUUGAAUCCUACCCAGGGCAUGAAGCACUUUGGUGCCACAGGCGUCAGAUACUUGGAUUGAUUCACCAACUGCACAAUGAACAAUCUUCCUCUUCAACUGUGCAAGCCACAGAUGUGGAUGGCGCUGUUAUCGGCCCAGGAAAUGGAACCCACAACUACACCAGUUUUCUGAGUUGCCCCACCAACACUAUGGAUAUCGACGGAGCAUGUGAUACAAACAAACAGGGCUAUACUCAAGAAACCAAACGGCUAAAACGUACCCCUGUCCAGGACUCUCUAAUAUUUGAAUCUGAGAUCAGGUUCAUUACCUGUGUCUUAACAGGCUGCAGAAAUGCUGAGCAGUGCAGGUUUGCUGCUUCAUACAGAAAAUGGCUGCUGUCUAUUGUAGGUCACUAACAAAACAAAAGUUCUGUACAGAUUACUUAUGGUGCAAUAUUUUCUUUAGCAGUGAUAUGCCAUGGUUGCAUUUGGAACCAUGUGCUUCUCACUAAUUAAGACUAUCCAGGAAUAUUAUUAUUUUUAAUUUAUUUUUUGAAUUAUUACAUCCCACUGUUUUAUUUUGUUCCAUUUCUGUAACGCGAGAAAAAUAAGACUUUUUUUUUAUUGCUGCAUCCGUUCUUAAACUGCAUUAUUUACUAUCAUUUCAAAACACUGUUACAAGUUAAAUAUGUAUUUAGUUGUUCAAUCAUACGCAUGAUUGAGAUGGGAGGAAUUGAAACAGAUGGUUACUUGAGAAUUUUUAACUGGGAUUUGCAUUUUUUCCAGUCUUAGUUUACUAAUAUUCUAGAUUUGAGUAAAACAUUGUCCUAUUCCACAUUUCUGUGCCCAACCCCUUUAUUUUAAUGUAAUAAAACACAAUACAAAAAC
Rana temporaria (common frog) is the source of this 1795-nucleotide messenger RNA. It is a transcript of the gene PTAR1, whose product is annotated as protein prenyltransferase alpha subunit repeat containing 1. Gene Ontology annotation, molecular function: protein prenyltransferase activity. Lineage: Eukaryota; Metazoa; Chordata; Amphibia; Anura; Ranidae. The transcript has 7 exons. Bases 56 to 1324 code for a protein of 422 amino acids. The record is from RefSeq and is a predicted model, not a curated record. Gene Ontology annotation, biological process: protein prenylation. Gene Ontology annotation, cellular component: cytoplasm.